AUGUCAUACUUGGAGUUAGCUGAAUUUGGGUCAGCAGCAUUGAUUCGGACGUUUGAUUUGUGGUACGAUUUAAUAUCCGCAUUGGUCGAACGUUGGCGCUUGGAGACCCACACUUUUCAUUUGCCGUAUGGGGAGUGCACUGUCACUCUGGAGGAUGUUGCAUUGCAACUUGGGCUCUCAAUCGACGGGAGUGUCGUAACGGGCGUAAGUACGAUAGCUGAGUCGGCUGCCCUUUGUUAUAGCCUACUAGGAGUCUCGCCGAACAAUGUUGAGUCCAAAUUUACGAGUUUGAGAUUUUCAUGGCUGAAAGCCAAUUUUGAAAAUUUAUCAAUUAAUGCCACUGAGCAGGAGGUGAUGUGUGCAACUCGAGCGUACAUUAUGCAUAUUAUAGGGGGUGUACUGAUGCCGGAUGCAAACAACAAUAGGGUUCAUUUGAUGUAUUUACCCCUAUUAGCUAAUUUGCAGAAUGUUCGCUCGUAUGGUUGGGGUUCUGCAGUUUUAGCUAUGUUGUAUCAUGAGCUUUGUCUGACGACAAAGCCUAAUGUCGUAGACAUAGGCCGAUGCCUUAUAUUGUUGCAGUCAUGGGAUCUUUAUCAGAUGUUAUUCUUUGCAUCAGUUAGGCACCAAGCAUACGUAUUUCCACUAGUGAAUAGAUGGAGUUUUUAUCCGGGUAUCGGGAGGUCGUACACUGUCCCGAUAUAUCGUCUGAUGAUUGAACAACAUGCCAAGGAAGGGACAGUUGAGUGGUAUAGCGAGGAUCAAGUACUCCAGCAGUUUGGUAGCAUACAGCAGUCGACUGUAGUCCCUCCGCACAUGCAUCGACUUGGGGCAUACGAACCAGUGCCCGAUAUAGAGGCCGAGCAAGAGCCAGAGCCAGAGCCCGAGCCCGAGCCCGAGCCAGAGCCCGAGUGA
Molecule: messenger RNA, 912 nt
Organism: Gossypium raimondii (Peruvian cotton)
Lineage: Eukaryota; Viridiplantae; Streptophyta; Magnoliopsida; Malvales; Malvaceae
Product: protein MAIN-LIKE 2-like
Exons: 4
Coding region: 1-912 (303 amino acids)
Biological process (GO): meristem maintenance; meristem development
Source: RefSeq, a predicted model, not a curated record